GUAAAUAGACGCCGGAGCCCAAGAUGGCGGAGCCGCCUAGUCCCGGUCGUGGCGCGGCGCCCCCCGAGCAGGAGCCGCUCGGCGCCAGGGCGGCCCCGGACGCGAAGGGUUCCCGCGGGUCCCAGCCGGCCGCCAAGAAGGUGAAGGGAGCCGAGGAGCGGAGCCUGAAGGGCGCGAAGCGCGUCAACGGCGAAGGGGGCGGCGGUGGCGGCGGGAGCGCCAAGCAGCCGCUGCCCGCGGUCGUGCCGAGCUACGGCGGCCCCGCGCCCUGGGGCUUCGCCGCGCUGCCCUCGGGCCCCUCGGCGGGCGCGGGGGGCUUCGCCUUCCCUGCCCCGCUGCCCCGGAAGCUGCUGCCGCCCGCGGUGCUGCUGCCGCCGUCCGCCUCCCCCUCCUCGUCCCACCCGCAGCACCAGCACCGCCACCACCGGCACCGCCUGGCGCUGGCGGCAGAGCCGGGGGGCGGCGGGAGUGGCGGGAGCGCCAAGCCCAAGAGGCCCAAGGAAAAACGGGACAAGGAGAGGAGGAAGCACGGGGCGCUGCCCGUGGUGGCGGCAGCGGCGGGAGAUGGCGGCGGGGGCCUGAGCCGGGAGGAGAACGGGGAGGUGAAGCUGCUGUUCCCGAAAGCUCAAAUCAAAGACAAAGUUAAAGAAAGGGAAAAGAAGCAAAAAGAGAAGAAGAAGCAUAAAAUAAUGAAUGAAAUCAAGAAAGAAAAUGGAGAGAUCAAAUUAUUGCAGAAAGGUGGGAAGGAGAAACCAAAAACCAAUGCAGAAGAGCUACAGAUUAAAAAAGUUAAGAAGAAAAAGAAAAAGAAACAUAAAGAGAAUGAGAAGAGGAAGCGUCCAAAAAUGUACAGCAAAUCCAUUCAGACCAUCUGCUCAGGAUUGGUUUCUGAUAUUGAGGAUCAGGAAACCAAAGGCAUCAUAGAUGAUCAUCUUAAGGAUUUCAGUGGGAAAAAUAUGGAUCCCAAGAAGGACUGUGAGUCCAAGAUACCAGAGAACAGUGAGUUUCCAUUUGUCUCGUUAAAGGAGCCACGGGUUCAAAAUAAACUCAAAAGGUUGGACACAUUGGAGUUCAAACAGCUGAUUCAUAUUGAGCACCAGCCUAACGGAGGUGCAUCAGUUAUCCAUGCCUACAGUAAUGAACUCUCCCACUUGUCUCCUGUGGAGAUGGAGAGAUUUGCAGAAGAGUUUGUGGGUCUGGUUUUUAGUGAAAAUGAAAACUGUGCAGCUUACUAUGUAAUGGGUAUUGUUCAUGGGGCAGCUACUUAUUUACCUGACUUUUUAGACUACUUUUCGUUUAAUUUUCCCAAUUCACCAGUGAAAAUGGAGAUUUUGGGAAAGAAAGAUAUAGAGACAACGACUAUGUCAAAUUUUCAUGCUCAGGUAAAAAGAACAUACUCUCAUGGUACGUAUAGAGCUGGCCCAAUGAGACAGAUCAGCCUGGUUGGAGCAGUUGAUGAGGAAGUGGGGGAUUACUUCCCUGAAUUCCUUGAUAUGUUGGAAGAAUCACCCUUCUUAAAAUGUACACUGCCAUGGGGAACACUUUCUAGUUUAAAAUUAGAGAGUCGUAAAGACAGUGAUGAUGGUCCCAUUAUGUGGGUACGUCCAGGAGAACAGAUGAUCCCUGUGGCUGACAUGCCAAAGUCACCUUUCAAAAGGAAGAGAACUACCAAUGAAAUAAAAAACUUGCAGUACCUACCUCGAACCAGUGAACCCCGUGAAAUGCUAUUUGAAGACCGGACACGAGCCCAUGCAGAUCACAUAGGACAAGGCUUUGAACGACAGACUACAGCUGCUGUGGGAGUGUUGAAGGCUGUGCACUGUGGGGAGUGGUCUGAGCAGCCUCGUAUAACCAAAGAUGUAAUUUGUUUUCAUGCUGAGGACUUCUUGGAGGUAGUUCAGCGAAUGCAGUUAGAUUUGCAUGAGCCUCCACUCUCACAGUGUGUCCAGUGGGUUGAUGAUGCAAAACUUAAUCAGCUGCGAAGGGAAGGCAUCCGAUAUGCCAGAAUCCAGUUAUUCGAUAAUGACAUUUAUUUUAUCCCAAGGAAUGUUGUGCACCAGUUCAAAACAGUCUCAGCUGUGUGCAGUUUGGCUUGGCACAUCCGGCUCAAGCUCUACCAUUCAGAGGAAGAACUCUCUCAAAACAUGAGUACUGUCGAAGCAGAGACCUCUGCAGACCCCAAGUCUUCGGUUGCUGGACUUCAGACUGACAAGAGAGUUUGUACCAUGGGCAAAGAUACCUCCGAAGACACCAAACUCUCAGAUGCUCUGCAGACCAAGUACCUGCAGCAGGAAUUUAUGCCGAUAAAACACGAACCUCUUGCAUCUCACCAGAUAAAAGAAGAGCCCAUGAAUGUCGAUCUUGCUGAAAAGACCGUGGCCCCUAAUGACGUCGGGGGACAGAAUGUUCAGUCUAGGCUGGAUCACGUUGAGUUGACAUCAUUAAAGUUGGAAAUGGAUUCUAAAUUUGAACCUGGCAACAAGGACUUGCAAGGCAAGUUGUGCUCUGGAGGUCACGUACAUCCAGAUGAUACAAGACAACAUAGUUCAUCAUAUCCAAAACUGCAUGGACAAAGAGAGGAUGAUUUUUUGUGCUAAAUUUGUAUAUAUGGUUUUAAAUUCCUUUUUAAACUUAAUGAUGUAAUAAUGUAAAGAUCAUAAAUUGUGAGGCAAGCUUGUGACUUGCCUUCGCAUCUGUUACAGAAAAUAGUUAUGUAGCUUUGUAACAUUCCUCAGUGCCUGUCCAUAACUGUGAAGUAUCAAAGCACUUAGGGCCAGAUGCACUGUAAACACUGCAGGUUUAACAUAAAGAAGUCUUUAAAUAAUUUUGAGUUGUAGGUUUUAGAGUAGAGCUGACAUUUAACAUAUAUAUUUUUUGUAAGAUGAGCCAGAAUUCUUUUUGACAAUUCCAGGCUUUUCCAUAGAGCUUAUUUAUACCAAUUUUUUCAUUUUAAAUGUGUCAGCACUGUAGUGUAAAUAUCUUUUUUAAAAAUCUUUUUAGUGUGAUUUAUACUGAAAUGUGAGCCGCUUAAUAAAGGUUCAUAAUAACAGAUUGGUUUUAUUUUUGGGUCUGCAAAAAAUAAUUCAGUUAAACUGCCUCUCUUAAGUGGUUGUGUUUCUACCUGCACUAAUGCAUAGGAUGCCCUUACACCUUGUGGGUGAGGAGCUGUAGCAAACUGAGGUAGAGCUGAGGCAUCUUUGUAAAUGCAGAUUAGUCAGAAUGCAGAAUCAGUCAUCCCUUCAUAGGACUCCUUACAGGUGCUCGUUCAAGGCACUCCCCAAACUCCUGCUGUCAGAUAUGAAUUGGAACAAACUGCCCUCCUUGUUGUGGGGGCACCUGGUGGCCUCCAGGAGCGCUGCCAGUACCCACCUGCACCUCUCCAGAGGAGCUGGUGCAAGGCAGCCAUCUCCCUUCUGUGCCUGCCUCUUCAUCGUGCUCAAGGCACAGUUAAGACAGUUCCAUUUCACAUGGAAAAAAACCCUGGCAAAACAAACCAAAAAAGCAACCAUCCCCUCAAAUCAGUAAUCUGACUAAAGUUAAAACACAUAAUAUUUAAAUAGUUACUUAUCAAACUACAAAGGCCUCAACUUUAGCAGUGACCUGUGAUUCACAGAGACAUAUCUGGAUUUGAAUUGCUCCCUGUGCUGAUAGUGCCAGGCAAUAAGGAUACUUGCCAAUGUGUAUAGUAGGAAGGUUCCUCAUGAGUCACAGUUUGGAAGCAGGAGGUGUUCCAUUAACAAAAUAACAGCGGUGUCCAAGUUAAGUGUUCUCCUGCCCCACCUGUGGAACACUUGGAUUCUCUUAGGCUGUGUUCUGAGGGAAGAGGAUUUUGAGGCUAGCUAGCAUCUGAUGUGGUAAUGGCAAAACUCUGUCACUUAACUUAUUUAUUCUCUGUGUAAUGUAUUCCUGUGUAGUUCAAACACAGCUGAAUGAUGUGUCUUUUUCAGAUAGCUUCACAUAGCAGUAAACUUCCCUGAGCAUGUCCUUCAGCUAAGUAUGUAAAACUUAAGAUCCAAGGCCUGUUAUUUUCAAAGCCCUCUGUAUCUGAUUUUUGUUUGGAUUUUUCUGUAGAACUUUCUGGAAGUUGUACAUCCUUAUGUACCCAAUUUAUAACCUUCAGUGCACUUGAUGAUCACUUGGCUUGAUUUGUAGCAAUAGAACAACAUGAUUUUCAGGUGAUGUCUAAUUCAACUACCUGAGAUCCUUCUGUUGCAAAUGUUUUUUGCUUAUGGAUUGUUAAAAUUUAAAAUGUACUCACACCUGGCACUAAAAUCAGCUAUUUAAUGGAUGAGUGCCCUGAUUUGUUUAAUCUAAAAUAGGUCUGUCAAGGAAUUACUAAUUAAAUCAAUAUUUGAAUUGCUAAACAUUACUCCUACAUAGCCAUAAUUACAUAUUAGAGAAGCAAUAGAAACGUGAGUCUCUUGGAUGUGGCUAAAACAUCCUCAAGUCUUACUGCUGUUUUCUUUGAUGCUGGCUAAGAGAUUACUACCAGUUUUGCAGCCUCAGGGAUCUUGCUUUCCCCUCACCCCAUGAGCAGAUUCAUGUGUGACAUGGUAAAUCAUUACUCUGGCAGACUCUGAUUUGAAAAAAUUGGUUCAUGUAAGAAUUUGAGCCUUCCUGAUAGUAGGAAUGUGGUCUCAGCUCCCUUUGUGUUUUCUGGAUUAUCUGGAACCUUCCACCCAUAAUCUCUUUGGCUGUAUGAACAUCCGUACACAAUUACGUAGCCUUCCAUUCCAGUUCUCUGUGCUGGCCGUGGGAGAACAGUGACAGAGCAGAGCUGCAGGUUAUAGUUUGCACCAAGUGUGAAGCUCUCCAGGGGGAUUAGCCAAAGACUCCAGCUUUAGCAAAACCAGCCUUGCCAGAUACUGCUUUUUAGAAUAAAAUACAGACAAAACAACCCCCCAAGACUAUUCAGUUGACUUAAAAUAGAAAUGUUACCAGUGUGCUGGUGAUGAAUGUGCUGACCAUUCCUGCUGGUUCAAGUAAUGUUUUGUAACCUCUCAGAUUUUAGUGAAGUGUGUACACCCCCUGGGACAGCUGAUAACUUUCUGCAGCAUAGGCCCUGUCCAGACUGAAAUAAUAAAUUUGUGAAAAUGGUUUAGCAAAUAUGACUUUACACUUAAGAGUAGAACUUUGUUUCCUUUUGAAGACCUGCUCAGUGGUCUUGGCAGACGUGGCCUCAGACUUAUGUUCAGGUACCUCUUGGUUCUGAGAUUUUACUUUUAAACUCACAUCUUCAAAACACUUUUUUUAUCACUUUCAGAAUUUUAAGAGAUUCAGAAAAGUGGCAGUUUUUUUGUGAUUUUUAUGCUUUCUUUCAUUUUUUUGAGACAGCCUAGAUUCUCACUUCUGUCAGAAUUCCUUGCAGACAGAGUAUAAACCAUGCUGGGAUUACCAAUGCCUAUGAGACCUCCCUUUGCAUUCACAGGUGUCAGCUUUUAAAAGAAAAAACAGAAGUAUUGUCCUCUCCCUGUGGUGUGUCCAUUUUGAUGGGUUUGUUCUUUGAGGUGGGAGUAGUCCUGAAAAUUUCACCUCCCAAAUUCAUUAGUCUGACAAAGGUCUUGCUUUGAUUUCAAGUGGUCCUGUGCUACAACCUUUAUACCUGUUGCAUAUAACUUCAUCUUCAGACUUUUGCUUCAGCAAUAAAUCUUUCAUGCCUUUUGGUGUACUGAAAUUAGUCCUUGCUUGUUGAUUUUGCCCCUUCUCUGGCUUUUGGCGAUGCAUAAAUCUUUGUUAUUUAGGCUGAGAUCUCCAGUUUUAGUUGUCUCUCUUGGCCCUUGUUCUUGUGCAGAUUGGAGAGAUCUGCCCAAGGCCUGUGCACUUGCAGUGGCAUCCCAGUUAAUGACAUGAUGUGCAGAAAUUUAGAUGUUUUCCUAGAUCCUUGUACAUAUUUUUGGGUAGCAAAGAACUGCAUUGUUAUGGUUGCUACCAAGAGCUUUCAAGGGGGUAGCUGCCACUUCUUUUUUUUCUUUGUAUUACUGAAUCUUUUACAUUUCACUGGCAACUGACUUCGUGUGUUACAUUCAAGUGUUACUCAGUGUUGUGUCACCCCCAGCCCUCCAAAUGCCUGCAAAUUGACUCUGAAAGAACAUUCUCAUUACAGGUACUGCUGGCAUGCAGAUUUUCCCUUCCUUGUUACUUUAGUGAAUAUUUCAAUACUACCUUAACUGAAAUAUUAAUUCUAUCUAGUAUUAGAAAUAAAGUAUUAUUUCAGAGGGUGAUGAUUUAAUUACUCAUCUGUGAAAGAAUUCCUUGGUGAUAAAUAAAGUUGAUUUUUAUGCAGAUAUACAUGUGCACAGUAAAAAAGUUGGAAUUGCAAAUUAUGUAGGAAAUGGAAAUUUGAAGUAGUAGAAUGCUGUGAAACAGAUUCGAAACAUUACAAAUUUGGAAAAAUGAGUAAGUCUUCCAAGAAACACAGGACUGGUAUUCAUAGAUCAAAACUACUACUUUCUGAGAUCUGCAUGUGAAUGAGGAUGCUGAAUUGACUGAAAUAAAUCCAUGAUUUUUUUCCUUGCUCAUGGGCAAAAUAAACUGUUGUGAGAGUAGACUACCACGUGACCCUGCUAGGCUGAAAACUGUACUCAUUCUGAUCAAGAGAUCAAAGAACUCUCAACUCUCUUGUUCUAAAGUUCAAGCUUCUCAAGUGUCAUUUUACUUAUUUCCUUCUAGUGGUCAGGUAUGUAGAGAGCCUUGUCUUUAGUCAGCCCAGCGCCUGUACCUUACCCUGGAUGUAUCCAAGCUAGAAAUGGAAAGGACAAAUUUUCACUGCUCUCUGCUUUGCUGUGAAUGACUGUCGAGAAUGUUUUCUUUGGUUAUGAGUCACUGUAUUCAGCUGAUACUUUAUUACUUUCUUAAACAGAUGAAAUGCACUUUAAAACUGUAUAAUAGAAGAUACUGAUAUUUUGUGCAGAUCCCACUGAAUUUGCAGCAUAUGUGGGAAAAUUUGGGGAACUGAUUCCCAUCAGUCACUCAUUUCAUUUUUCUUAGAAAUGCAAAUUAUUUUGUGUUCUGUUCAGAAGCAGUGAUUAACUUCACAAUAUCUAGGCUGCUGUUUCUGUUAGAAUCAUCAGGGAUACUGACUUUGCAAAUUUAGUGUAUUAUAUUCUAACCACUGUUUUUCUCUGUGCUUUGAUGCUGAUAUUAUCUCUGCUUUGGAGCCGUGCUGUACUUGAGUGCCAGCUAAACACUGAUCUUCUCUUGUUCUGGUCAUGCUGAUAGAUGAGCCUACUGAUGGGGGCGUUAGUCCUAAAUAGUCCUUUAAUAUUUGAUGUACAGUUAUCUGAUACAAACAUUGAUUAAAACAGCAGUUUAAACUUC
This is a messenger RNA of Corapipo altera (White-ruffed manakin), 7317 nucleotides long. RefSeq names its product round spermatid basic protein 1 like (gene RSBN1L). NCBI's taxonomy places the organism in Eukaryota, Metazoa, Chordata, Aves, Passeriformes, Pipridae. Gene Ontology annotation, cellular component: nucleus. The record is from RefSeq and is a predicted model, not a curated record. The coding region runs from base 24 to 2597 and encodes 857 amino acids. The transcript is spliced from 8 exons.